Tinamus guttatus (white-throated tinamou) is the source of this 630-nucleotide messenger RNA. The record is from RefSeq and is a predicted model, not a curated record. NCBI's taxonomy places the organism in Eukaryota, Metazoa, Chordata, Aves, Tinamiformes, Tinamidae.
AUGACGCAUCGGGAGGCGGCCGUGGAGCCGCGCGGGGCCGGGCAGAGCUCGCAGGCGGAGCUGGCAGCCGAGAUCCAGCCCUUUACCCAGUUCCUGCAGCUCUCCACCUGCUCCGAGCGGCUCCUGGUGCGUUUCUGCUCCUGGCUGCUGGCGCUCAGCCCCGAUCUCAGCCACGCCAGCGCGGCCGUCCUGGCCGAGCAGCUCUUCCUCGCGCGGGUCCUGGCGCUCGCCCAGCCGCCCUCCCGCCACCUCAUGGCCGCCCUGGCUUCCUUCUGCUCCAAGUACGCGCGGCCGUUCUGCCGCGCGCUGGUGGCUCCGAUCCUGCGGGAGCCCGCGGCAGCGUCUGAGCAGACCAAGCUGGUGUGUGAGCUGGUGGAGGAGUGCCUGGAGCCCGAGUACGUGAGGCUGGUGUUGAGCCAGGUCCUGGAGAUGCCCUUGUCGGAGCGGCUGCUGCCGGUGGUGCAGGCGGUGCUGGCGAGGCAGGAGGCGCUGCCCCCCGAGCUCCUCGAGCUCCUGGUGCUCGCCCUGUGCCGGCAGGCGCCAGACUUCGCCGCGUCCCUGAAUUACGCCAAGCUGGUGACGGCCGUGCUCACCUUGUACCAAAGCCACGUGAGUGUCACCAGUAGCUAA